This is a messenger RNA of Xenia sp. Carnegie-2017, 601 nucleotides long. RefSeq lists its product as uncharacterized. The record is from RefSeq and is a predicted model, not a curated record. The transcript is spliced from 3 exons. Lineage: Eukaryota; Metazoa; Cnidaria; Anthozoa; Malacalcyonacea; Xeniidae. Bases 92 to 538 code for a protein of 148 amino acids.
CGUACACAUUGCCAUUGCUAAGCAAUUUUGUGAUGAAUAUAUAUUUCAUUAUUUGUUCAGGCUAUUUGUAUUGAAAUCAGAAGUUCCUGAAAUGUUGAGUGAGAACGAUAUGCCCAAAAUAUAUUCUGGUGAUGAGGAUUCUGAUGAAGAUGAUUUUGAUCCCAAUUUCACCAGAGGAUUUCUUGACGACUUUUACCGUAUUCGCAAAGACGUCACUGAAAAAUUAAAACAAUUUUCUUGGAUAAAUGGAUAUUGCGGGAUAACGUUCAACCCAGAAGCACGUUUAUAUGUGACUGUAGUAAAGGAGAGAGAAAAUCAUGAAGAUUCUUUGAAGAAUGAGAUCAACGACAAAUUUGGAUGGAAAGCGUCUGAUUAUAUUGAUUUUCGUUAUGCCGAUAGCUCAUUACCGACGUUUCGGUAUUUGUCAAAUUUGAAAGUAAAAGAAAAUGAAGGUCGUAACCCUUUGAAUGCAGUUGAUGAAGAUAGAGGUUCUUUUGGUACAGUGACAAUGUUUUGUAGAAAGAAUAGUCAAGACUAGUAUUGAGUUGUGCGCAUUGCAUGACUGACCUAGUUUCAAUCAACACGUCAUGGAGAUCGAAAA